UCGCACUGCCUCUACCAAGAUGGCGGUUUCACGUCUCCUGCCACGGUGAUUGGAUUACCAUGCCCAGGAACCCCGCCCCGCUAGUCUAUUGCCGUUAUCUUAUUGGCUCCGGGCCCGGCCCGGCCUGGACAGCCCAGGGUGACUUCCGGAGGAGCGGGGGUGUACGGCGCUAUCAAUUGAGGGAGGAAACAGAACGAGAAGCGAAAACGGCAGCAGGGCCAGCCCCUCCCCUCGUCACCGGAACCGGAAAGCGUGGUCGAAAGGGAGAGCCCCCUGGGGAUUGGUGUAAACUGCCCCCCCUCCCAUCCUACUACAGUUAUCUCUGGUUGGGUGUGGCCCUGACACUGACAGGGGCCACAGGAGGCACGUGUGCCAUUGGUGGUCUGCUGGCACCUUCCAUCAGCAUCCACAUCUGGGCAGACCCCCAUUAACUUCAGCUCUAUAGCCCCCACCCCCUGUAUUCCUGUAUAUGUGUGUUAUAUAUAGAGCACAGCCAGCCUCUGACACAGGCUCCACACCCCCUUCCUCCCCCUGCCAGGGAUGGAGUGCCCUUUAUAGGUGAUUGCCCCAUCUGGGGCUGUAGAGGGGUAGGCUUCCCCCCCCCCCCCCCCAUCAGGGGGUGUAUAUCAUAUUUUAGAAAUUAAUUAGCUGUAGUGUUAUUGGCAUGGCACCCAUGACAUAGUUUUAUUAUACCUCACCCCGGUAUUGAUACGUAGUAGGUGACAGCGGUGCCAAUACCAUUGCAGUGCCAUUGUAUUGCCAGCCGGUGGGCACCCACUGAGUUUUGUGGUGGGGUGACAUGAGCCGUGGGAGAGACGACGGUGCCCAGUGACCCCAGUGCGAGAAUAAAUAGCAGCAUGGCGUCGGAGGAGGCCUCACUGAGGGCCCUGGAGAGUCUGAUGAGUGAGUUCUUUCACACGAGUACAACUAACGAGCGGAAGAGAGAAAUUGAGUCUCUGUUGAAUAACUUUGCUCAGCAACUUGGAGCCUGGAGGUUCUGCUUCUACUUCCUGUCCAGCUCGCACAAUGACUACGUCCUGAUGUACAGUCUCAGCGUUUUCGAGAACCUGAUCAACAAGAUGUGGCUGGGGGUCCCCUCCGAAGAGAAGAUGGAGAUCCGCAGUUCCCUUCCCAAACUGCUGCUGAGCCAGCACAAGGCUCUACCGGGCUUCAUUUGCAACAAGCUGUGCAAGGUUAUUGUGGACAUGGGCAGGCAAGACUGGCCGAUGUUCUAUCACGAUUUCUUCACCAACAUUUUACAGCUGAUCCAGACUCCCAGCACCACGCCACUCGGUCUGAUCAUGUUGAAGACUGCAUCUGAGGAGUUGGCUUGUCCACGGGAGGAUCUCAGCGUGGCCAGAAAAGAGGAACUUCGCAAACUGCUGCUAGAGCAAGUGCCAACAGUGCUGGGGCUGCUCACAGGAGUCCUGGAAAGCAUCUGGGAGAAGAACAGUGUAACUGCAGCCACUCCUCCGCCAUCCCCCACCGCUUCAGACGCUGAUGACCUCCUCAGUAACCUUGUACACACCCCCGCCUUGGCCAAACAGCUGAGCCAACCACCGCCGAGCCUGGAGGCCGAAAGUGAGCGCAUCUGUUCCCUGGCCCUCGAGUGCCUCUCUCACCUCUUCAGUUGGAUUCCCCUUUCCGCCAGCAUCACCCCCUCGCUGCUUACCACAAUCUUUCACUUUGCACGCCUCGGCUGUGACGCCAGGUCACGAAGGACUCCUGUUACCCCCAACUCCUCUGUCACCCAUAACGGUGGCAGCAACAGCCCUCCUCCACCAUUAACAUUGCCCACCUCUCAGCGAGAGCGCGACCGACUGGGCGUCUUGGCCAUGUCUUGUAUUAAUGAACUGAUGUGCAAGAAUUGUGUCCCUCUGGAGUUCCAGGAGUACCUGUUACGUGUGUGCCAGCAGACGUUCUACCUCCUACAGCGGAUUACACGGGAAACUAAUUCUCACAGUGUGCGCAACCGCCUGGAGGAGCUGGACGAGAGUUACGUGGAAAAGUUCACCGACUUCCUCCGGCUCUUUGUUAGUGUCCACCUGAGAAGGAUCGAGUGUAACGCCCAGUUCCCUGUGGUUGAGUUCCUGGCACUACUAUUCAAAUACACCUUUCACCAGCCCUCACAUGAAGGUUACCUCUCAUGUCUAGAUAUCUGGGGGCUCUUUCUAGACUAUCUGACCAACAAGAUAAGGAACCGGCUAGAAGACAGAGAGGCCAUCAUCAGCAGGUACGAAGACGCCCUGGUUCUGCUGCUCUCCGAGGUGCUGAAUCGAAUCCAGUUCCGCUACAAUCAGAGCCAACUGGAGGAACUGGAUGACGAAACGCUGGAUGAUGAUCAGCAGACUGAGUGGCAGAGAUACCUACGUCAUAGCUUGGAAGUGGUAGCCAAAAUCAUGGAGCUGCUCCCCACCCAUGCCUUCACUACACUGUUUGCUGCCCUGCAAGAGAACCUAGAGGUCUAUCAUGGGUUGCAACGGUGUAUAGUGAACACGGGGGCAGACCAGCGUCUCAAUGUGACUGGAGAGAACGACUGCCGCCGGUUACACUGCUCUCUGCGGGACCUCAGCUCCCUACUCCAAGCGGUGGGGAGGCUCGCCGAGUAUUUCAUCGGAGAUAUGUUUGAAGCGCGUUUCAAUGAUGCCCUAACUGUAGUGGAAAGGUUGGUCAAAGUUACGUUCUAUGGCUCCGAGAUGAAACUGUACAAUAUGGAGACUGCCGUGCCAUCUGUGUUGAAGCCAGACCUUGUGGAUGUCCAUGCCCAGUCGCUGGCGGCGUUACAAGCUUACUCCCAUUGGCUUGCUCGCUACUACAGUGAAGUUCAGCGUCAGAACCCUGAGCAGUUUAUCUCUAUCAUCUCCACGGCGAUGGAGGCCCUUCCCCUGCUCAUCAGCACAAAGGUACAAGAGAAGCUGCUGCUUUCUGCAUGCCAUCUACUGGUUUCUGUGGCGACAACGGUGCGGCCUGUGUUUCUCAUCAACAUUCCUGCCGUCCAGAAGGUCUUCAGCCGAGUGACAGACAGCUCCGCACAGAGGCUGCCAGAAGAGGCUCAGGUGCUCCUGUGUCGGGCUCUAUCUAAUGUCCUGCUCCUCCCGUGGCCAAAUGUUCCUGAGGGCGACCAGCAUUGGGGAGAACGCUCCAGUCACCACACCAACCUCUUGAGCGCUUUGACCAGAGACUACCGCCAGCUGAAGGGCAGCACCCCUCCUCAGAGGAAAGGCCAAAUGGAGGCCACCAAGCGGGUGAUCUGUCAGACGCUGGGAGUGCUGCGGGACAUUGUAGAGAACAUCUCCGGUGAGGGCACAAAGCCUCGCCAGAUUUGUUACCAGUCGAUGCAGGAGGCGGCACAGCUCUCCCUCACCCUUUUCCCGGCAUAUAUCCACCAGUCCGAUGUGACGGAAGAAAUGCUCAGCUUUUUCUUAGCAUUGUUUCAAGGACUUCGAGUACAAAUGGGAGUUCCUUUCACCGAGCAGAUUAUUCAGACCUUUCUCAACAUGUUUACCAGGGAGCAGCUGGCAGAGAGUAUACUGCAGGAGGGCAGUGCCGGCUGCCACGUGGUGGAGAGAUUCCUGAAGAUCCUGCAGGUUGUAGUACAGGAACCUGGUCAGGCUUUUAAACCUUUCCUUCCUAGUAUCCUGUCCCUCUGCAUGGAGCAGCUGUACCCCAUCAUUGCGGAGCGCCCAUCCCCGGAUGUGAAAUCUGAGCUGUUUGAGCUGCUUUUCCAACUUCUCCAUCACAACUGGAGGUAUUUCUACCGCUCCUCGGUUCUGGCCAGUGUACACAGAGAUGGUGCGGAUGAGCCUAUGGAGAACCAGGCACAGUUCAUUGGGGUCAUGCAGGCCUUUGGUCAGUCGUUCCUGCAGCCUGAUAUCCAUCUUUUCAAACAAAAUCUCAGCUACCUGGAGACCCUAAACAGCAAACACAAGUUGUACCAUAAGAAGCUGUUCCGAGACGUGAUGCUCCCCCAGUUUGUCAGUGUUUUACUUCAGGUCCUUAUUCACAAGUCCCAUGACCUCCUUCAGGAGGAAAUCGGUAUUGCGGUCUACAACAUGGCAUCUGUGGACUUCAAUUCGUUCUUCUCUGCUUUCUUGACUGAGUUCUUAGCUGGCUGCCAGGGCUUGGACAGCGGCCAGAAGAAUGUCCUUGCCCGCAACUUUAAGAUGGAACGGGACCUGCCUUCGUUUACCCAGAGUGUGCAUCGCUUGGUCAAUGACCUCCGAUACUACAGGCUCUGCAAUGACAGCCUCCCCCCAGGAACUGUGAAACUGUGACAGGCCCACUCCCCGCUGACGCCUAUCUCUCUGCAUCGAUAGUCUUAACUCGCCCGCUACAGAUGUGAAGCCCCCGCUACUCCACUCAUCUUGAGUUUUUUUGUUUUGUUUGUUUUUUAUGACUUUUGGACGAUUUUUAGCACUUUCUCUCUGAGAGAUCUCGGUGCCUCCUGGUUUCUCCAUUUAAUCCCUUUGUUUAAGGGGUUGUUUAUAAAUCCCGCUGUGGACUCGGGGGUUAAGUAAAAACUCCUCGUCCUUUUUAACUGCAAUAUCUUAAAUUUCACAAACCUUCAAUAUCAUUCCCUGAUAUCGGAGAAUGUGGGUGGCCGUCACCCGUUUUGGACACUGAUGUCUGGAUUUUAAAAGACUGUAUAGUCCAAUUACCUGCCCCAGUCACUUGGGAUGCACACAAUUUAUGAUGUAAUGUUUUAUAUAUAAAUAUAUUAUUUUUUAUUUUAUUUUUUGUUUUGUUAUCAUUCCAUUGUGAAAUUGCAAAAUCGCUUCUCGCGAAUAAAAUGAAUGCCUUGUUUAUA
Pseudophryne corroboree (corroboree frog) is the source of this 4807-nucleotide messenger RNA. It is a transcript of the gene XPO6, whose product is annotated as exportin 6. The coding region runs from base 858 to 4274 and encodes 1138 amino acids. Gene Ontology annotation, molecular function: small GTPase binding; nuclear export signal receptor activity. Lineage: Eukaryota; Metazoa; Chordata; Amphibia; Anura; Myobatrachidae. The transcript has 24 exons. Gene Ontology annotation, biological process: protein export from nucleus. The record is from RefSeq and is a predicted model, not a curated record.